This is a messenger RNA of Pogona vitticeps (central bearded dragon), 1990 nucleotides long. NCBI's taxonomy places the organism in Eukaryota, Metazoa, Chordata, Lepidosauria, Squamata, Agamidae. The record is from RefSeq and is a predicted model, not a curated record.
GGUUGUCAACAUGUUCCCUAGGGAAUUUCUUUUAUUGUCCAGCUGUUCCUUUUUUUAAAAGAAAAGCUGAAAACAUCUAAUGGGAUCCGGGUUGCAGACAUAUCGUUUGGAAGUACUGAGAAAGCCAACCAGAAAUGGGUGAUUGGAGUUUUUUGGGCAGCAUUUUAGAAGAGGUGAAUGAACAUUCCACUGUCAUUGGCAGAGUCUGGCUUACUGUACUCUUCAUUUUCCGAAUCCUGAUCUUAGGAACUGCGGCAGAGUUUGUAUGGGGAGAUGAACAGUCAGACUUUGUGUGUAACACCCAGCAGCCGGGUUGUGAAAAUGUCUGCUAUGAUGAGGCCUUCCCCAUUUCCCACAUCCGGCUAUGGGUCCUGCAGAUCAUCUUUGUCUCCACUCCAUCACUAGUUUACUGGGGCCAUGCUGCUCACCAUGUAAGGAUGGAAGAGAAACGGAAAGAACGGGAAGAAGCAGAAAAGGCUCGGAAAGCUGAAGAAGAAGAAAACGAUCACUCACCCCUUGGUCCUAAUAGCCCUAUUUCCAGCAAAGAAACAAACUCCAAGGGAAUCAAGAAAUUCCGCCUUGAGGGGACACUUCUCAGAACCUAUAUCUGCCAUAUCUUUUUCAAAACCCUGUUUGAGGUUGGCUUCAUAGUGGGACAGUACUUCUUGUAUGGCUUCCGAAUUCUUCCUCUUUACCGCUGCGGCAGGUGGCCAUGCCCCAACCUUGUAGAUUGCUUUGUGUCCAGACCUACUGAAAAGACUGUUUUUAUCGUGUUUAUGCUGGCUGUGGCAUCUGUCUCCCUCUUCCUCAACCUUGUGGAGAUCAGUCACCUGGGUCUUAAGAAGAUCCUCGGUGCCUUCAGGAGGCCAGCAGAGCUCAAGUCUGAAGAGGCCACGGAGAAGCCCCUUCACUCUAUCGCUGUUUCAUCCAUCCAGAAGGUAAAAGGUUACAAGCUUUUGGAGGAGGAAGAGAAGCCGGCAUUCCACUACUUCCCUUUGACAGAAGUGGAGGUGGAAACUACACCUGUUUCCCCUCCAUUUCAUGACUUUGAGAAGAUCAGCAUGGAACACCUGAAACACAUUUCUAGGGCCUUUGAUGAGCAGUUACCAUCCUAUGCUCACAGAGAAGAGCCAUACGAGGAGAAAAGAGAAAUGGCUGAAGCACCAGAACGGGAAGUGGCUGAGGAGGCCAAAGAAGAAGUGGAAGCUGAAGAAGAAGAAGAAGAAGAAAUGGUGGAACAAGCAGCAGAGAAGGUGGAGGAGCCGGUAGAAGACAUCCCUGUGGAGAAGGAUCAAGAGCUUGAACCGCAAGAAGAGGAUUUGACAGUACCAUCUGCUGAACUUACAGCUGACACAAGAUCCCUUAGCAGGUUAAGCAAAGCUAGCAGCCGGGCCAGGUCUGAUGAUCUGACUGUAUGAGGGUAGUGGUGCUGACCAAGCCACACCCACAAAUAUCUCAGAAAUCUUAAAGUGCUAAACCGGUCAUUUUCAUAUUGUUUCUUAUCAAACCAGAAAGGUGCUAAGCAAUUUUAACUGCCUUGUCAGUCCUGUUUGUUCUUCAACAGGUGCUAGGUGUCCUCUUGCUUCAGAUGCAUAUGCCUCACUACUGUAAAGUAAAUGUGCCAUAUACAAUACUGAACAUCUGGGGAAAACCUUCCCAGAGAAACAAGGAAAACAGAUGUAGCAGCUGUGGUCACAUCCAGUUUUGCAUUCAUUUUUUCUCCAGCAAUGUGGGAAAUAUGUAUCUUUUUUUUAUUAUACCAGCCAUUGACGAACUAAUAGCAUGUGUAUUUAUUUGUUAAUUGUGUAUAUAUUUUCAGCAUGACAAUCCUGGUACUCUCUCCCACACUGGCCUUAAACUUAGGAUGGAAUUAAACAUUAUAGAUAGCCUAUGAUCAGAGUGAUUAGAGCUAAGAGCACAUUAAUGUUGGAGUUCAGGAUGCAGCAGACUUUUUUUUUUGCUUUGAGACAUGACAUGCUUAGUUUGCAAA